This is a messenger RNA of Suillus discolor, 336 nucleotides long. RefSeq lists its product as uncharacterized. Bases 1 to 336 code for a protein of 111 amino acids. The transcript has 4 exons. The record is from RefSeq and is a predicted model, not a curated record. NCBI's taxonomy places the organism in Eukaryota, Fungi, Basidiomycota, Agaricomycetes, Boletales, Suillaceae.
AUGUCAUUCAAGAUACCAUUCUUCAUUGAAAGUGUGCACAGCUCGUCUUAUGUCUACGUCAAUCACGCAGUCUCCACAGCAGCACCAGACGUCAGCACCAUCCACAAAGACAGCUUAAAUUACCAGGCUGUAGGCGUCUAUUACAAUAUGCCAGCCGAAGUCAAAGCUGGGCAGUCGCUCUUCUAUGUUGUUUGUGGUUCCUACGUUGGCGUCAUGGCAGGCUGCACAACUAGGGAGAAUGCAUUGAACUGUGUUCUGGGUGUCAACGAACCUGCUUAUCAUGAAGUAGAAUCUGUCAUGAUUGGGGAGCAGUGGGUUAGGGAGGCAAUUGAUUAG